AUGGAACCAGGAACCCAGUCGUGCCCCCCGCCUGAACUCCCUCAGCUCGUCGCUGAACAACAUGUGCCCAUUGCGGCCGGCGAUAAGGAUACGCAGCGCUUGAUUGUCGUGCUCUCCAAUGCCAGCCUGGAAACGUAUCGGUCGUCGCAUGGCGGUCGGGGCGGUCGGGAGGAGAAAUAUUCUCUUCUCAACAGCGACGAGCACAUCGGCGUCAUGCGCAAGAUGAACAGAGAUAUUAGCGAUGCCCGUCCCGAUAUCACCCAUCAGUGCCUGCUCACCCUCCUCGAUUCGCCCAUAAAUAAAGCUGGACGGUUGCAGAUCUACAUCCACACCGCAAAAGGCGUCCUCAUCGAAGUCAGCCCGACGGUGCGAAUUCCACGAACAUUCAAGCGAUUUGCCGGGCUGAUGGUGCAGCUGCUGCACCGUCUGUCCAUCCGAUCGACCAAUUCGCAAGAGAAGCUGCUCAAGGUCAUCAAAAACCCCAUCACCGACCAUCUGCCGCCCAACUGCCGCAAGGUCACGCUCAGUUUCGACGCGCCCGUAGUCCGUGUUAAGGACUAUAUCGAAUCUCUGGAUCCAAAGGAAAGCAUCUGCGUGUUUGUCGGAGCUAUGGCCAAGGGACGCGACGAUUUCGCAGACGAGUUCAAAGACGACGCUAUUGGCAUCAGCAACUACAGUCUUAGUGCCAGUGUGGCGUGCAGUAAAUUCUGCCAUGCCGCAGAGGACGUCUGGGACAUUGUCUAA
Talaromyces proteolyticus is the source of this 744-nucleotide messenger RNA. RefSeq names its product putative RNA processing protein Emg1. Bases 1 to 744 code for a protein of 247 amino acids. Gene Ontology annotation, cellular component: small-subunit processome; nucleolus. NCBI's taxonomy places the organism in Eukaryota, Fungi, Ascomycota, Eurotiomycetes, Eurotiales, Trichocomaceae. Gene Ontology annotation, biological process: rRNA base methylation. The transcript has 2 exons. The record is from RefSeq and is a predicted model, not a curated record. Gene Ontology annotation, molecular function: rRNA binding; rRNA (pseudouridine) methyltransferase activity.